Molecule: messenger RNA, 1371 nt
Organism: Neltuma alba
Lineage: Eukaryota; Viridiplantae; Streptophyta; Magnoliopsida; Fabales; Fabaceae
Product: SPX domain-containing protein 1
Exons: 3
Coding region: 159-1004 (281 amino acids)
Biological process (GO): cellular response to phosphate starvation
Source: RefSeq, a predicted model, not a curated record
CCCUAUUUCUUUCUUCUCCUCCCAAAUAUUCUGAUUUCGAGAUUUGAAAGCAGCACUCUCCGCUUUUUUCAAAGGACACACGAUAGCAGUGUAUCAUCAUUUUAAUUUGUAACCUUUGUCGUUUCACCGGAAUAUUUGAUCUCCCAGCCGGACGGACCAUGAAGUUCUGGAAGAUCCUCAGCAGCCUGAUCGAGCAGACUUUGCCCGAUUGGCAGGAUAAGUUCUUGUCCUACAAAGACUUGAAGAAACAGCUGAAGCUUAUAUGCCCGAAAGAUGGCGACGUUCCAUCCACCAAACGCCCAAAAUUGGACGGCGAGGCGGAGCUCACCAAGGAGGUCAAUGAUUUCCUCAAGCUUCUGGAGGUCGAGAUAGACAAGUUUAACUCCUUUUUUGUUGAGAAGGAGGAAGAAUAUGUCAUCAAAUUGAAGGAGUUGCAAGAUAGAGUUUCUAGGGCCAAGCAUUCAAAUGAAGAAUUGGUGACAGUAGGCAGGGAAAUAGUAGAUUUUCAUGGAGAGAUGGUUUUGUUAGAGAACUACAGUGCACUGAAUUACACAGGUCUGGUGAAGAUAAUAAAGAAAUAUGAUAAGCGGACUGGUGCAUUAGUUCGCUUGCCUUUUAUCCAAGAGGUCUUGAACCAGCCCUUCUUCAAAAUCGAUGUGCUUGACAAGCUUGUAAAGGAGUGUGAGGUGAUGCUAAGUAAUAUUUUCCCCAAAAGUGAGGCUCCCGGCGAAUCCUCUUCUUCCAGGGAGGAAGAUGGGUGUGGUUCCAUGACAGGGAUUGGGAACGAAAAUAAAGAGGCACUGAAGCAGGUACCUAAGGAACUUGCUGAAAUUGAGCACAUGGAGAAUAUGUAUACCAAGCUAACUUUACAAGCCCUCCGGACUUUAGAUGAGAUUCGUGGUGGAAGCUCUACUGUGAGCAUCUUCUCCUUGCCUCCACUGCACCAAAAGUUUUUGGAAGAGGAUUGGAAGAAAAUAAUUGCACUAGAACAAGAAGCCAAGUAAAUUUAACGAACAUGGGAUUGUUGUUGGCUCUUCAACUCCUAUCUUUUCUGUUAAUGCAUUGGUCAACGAGUUUUCUAUGUCAACAACCUGCUCAAAAUGAAAUUUGGAUAAACAAGCAUUGUUGCCGGUUGCCACAAUCAAGACGUUAACAUAUAUUCCUGUCGGAGGUUCCGUUUGAAAUUGUUAGUUUGUAAGGAUGUUAAUGUAUGCUUGGCACUUUUUGUAAUGUUUUGUUUUUUGGGUGAUUGACUUCUUGUAAUGCUUGCUAAUUUUGGGGGUAUUGUCCUUAAUUGGAGACAGCUGGUAAAUAUCCUUAUUUAUUAGAAAGUAAAUAAGAAUAUGGAUGCGCUCGUAUCUCAUUUUCAUA